Oncorhynchus kisutch (coho salmon) is the source of this 2554-nucleotide messenger RNA. Its product is annotated as telomeric repeat-binding factor 2. Gene Ontology annotation, molecular function: telomerase activity; protein homodimerization activity; G-rich strand telomeric DNA binding. Bases 285 to 2219 code for a protein of 644 amino acids. The record is from RefSeq and is a predicted model, not a curated record. The transcript has 13 exons. Lineage: Eukaryota; Metazoa; Chordata; Actinopteri; Salmoniformes; Salmonidae. Gene Ontology annotation, cellular component: chromosome, telomeric region; nucleus; shelterin complex. Gene Ontology annotation, biological process: negative regulation of telomeric D-loop disassembly; negative regulation of telomere maintenance via recombination; protection from non-homologous end joining at telomere.
CAAUAUUCUAAAAACAAAGAAGUAUUUUUAUACAAUAUAUCCCGAUUAUUCCAUAUACAAUAUCUGUGUGGAGAACAAUUGUGUUUAUAAAUGAAGGACCAUGAUAAGAAAACAACACUAAUUCUAAAUGAAUGGUACUCGGUUUGCCGCGAUGACGUCAUUGACGUGGUGCGUAAUGUGAGCGUAGGUGGGCGUAAGGUGAGCGAAAUGCGGACAGACGGAAGUUUGACUGAACACUAACCAGCGCGGCAGAUGAACUAUCCAUCAGUUUAUUUACAUCGUAGAUGUGGCGGCAACACGACAACAUGGAGUCGAGUGCGGACCGCGGACUAGAUGUGGAAUGUGUUGUUAAUCGGUGGAUAGUGGAUUAUUAUAUAUCUGUGGCGUUUGAAGCGUUCAGGAAUGAACAGGACAGUGAUUUCUGUGAGAUCAGAGACACCCUUCAAUGUCAUCUGGUUCGGCCGUUGGAAGCCAACGACGCCACACCCAAGAAGAUUCGAGCAAUACAGUUCCUCACCAGGAUAAAUGACGGUGACAAACUCGACUUCUCGUUUGACCCUCAGGAGGACCUCACGCCACUGGAGUCGGCUCUGAGCGUUUUGGACAGCAUCCGCGACGAGUUGCCGGUUCCCCAGAAAGACUUGGAGAGAGUACAGAAGUCUGUCAGAGAGAUGCUGGUGAUUGUGUGCAUUAAGAACCAGGCCUUUGACAAAGCCAAGGAGGUUUUGAUGAAAUACUUCCCCAAAAGCAAGGUUGGAAAGAAAGCGAUCUUCCUGGGGCUGGUCAACAAGAGGAGCAGUGAUCAUUCAGUCCUGCAGCAGGUCACCUACCAGCAGUUUAAACAGGAGAUGCUGCAGUUCUGUCAGAGCCUGUUUCCCUUCUCUCAUCCUUUCCUGUCCAGGGCUGCCAGACAGCUGGUGCUGAAGAGACAGGAUGCAGAGGAAGGAGACUGUCCCACAGACCCUCAGCCAGAAGACCACCUUCUACCAGCAACAGAGGAGAAGACAUCCAGACACAAACCCAGUCCUCCCCCCGGUGGCGUCCUGCUGACCCGCAGCCAGCUGAUGGCCGUUUAUACAGCCCUGGCCGAGGAGCUGAGGGAGCCCAUGACCUUUGCCGAGCUGGAGGAGGAGGUGGAAAGGGAGGUGAUGGAGGAGAACGCAGGAAAAGGAGGUGCUGCUGUGGACCAAGAGGAACCUCUCCUGCCCCUCUCUGAAAGCCCCAGGCAGGGCUCAGACGCUGUGUUGGAGCAGGACGUCCCCAGGUCCCAGAGAGAGUCCGACAGUCCAAUGGAGGCUUCCCCUGCUGACCUGGUUCCCCCUGCUGACCUGGUUCCCCCUGCUGACCUGGUUCCCCCUGCUGGCCUGGCACCCCCUGCUGGCCUGGCACCAGGCCCCCAGUGGAAGAGCCGAGGCUGGCCUCAUACCAUAGCCAGGCUGGUUAUGGAGCCAGACAGCCAGGAUUCUACGGCCUCUCGAGAAUCAGUAUCCAACGGGGAGGAGUCAGUCAGCCGGGGGGACCCACUAAGCUCCGCCUCCACCUACAGCCCACCAACACGGAAGUAUCGAAAACGACGAGCCGGCAGGAUAACCGAAGAGACCUCGUCUGACCCUGAGGAGGAUGUGUGUAUUCUGGAAAACACCCCUGAGCAGAGAGGCUCCGCACCCACCCCCCAGAGAUGCUCCGCACCCACCCCCCAGAGAGGAUCUUCACAUAAGAGAAUCCCUACCCCCACCCCCCAGACAAGCCACACCCCCCAGAGAAGCUCCACCCACACCCCCCAGAGAAGCCCCACCCCCCAGAGAAGCCCCACCCCCCAGAGAAGCCCCACCCCCCAGAGAAGCUCCACCCCCCAGAGAAGCUCCACCCCCCAGAGAAGCUCCACCCCCCAGAGAAGCUCCACCCACACCCCCCAGAGAGGCCCCACCCCUCAGACAAGCCACAUCCACCAGAGAAGCCCCACCCCUCAGAAGGCCUCCACCAGUAAAAAGGGACCAGAUCUGAAGUGGAAGCAGCUAUUCAGUGUUGCUAAGGAAUCCAAGGAUAGGUGGAGUGAUGAAGAGGAUUUAUUUGACUCUCCUCACAAAGACAGUUCUGAGGACAACGCCAGUACUACCGGAGGAGGCAGGAAGAGGGUGAGUUUAGGUUCUGGAGAAAGUACUACUGGAGGAGGCAGGAAGAGGGUGAGUUUAGGUUCUGGAGACAGAACUACCGGGUGAGUUUAGGUUCUGGAUACAACAGAACUAUCGAAGGAGAUAGGAAGAGGGUGAGUUUAGGUUUUGGAUACAGAACUAUGUUAACGCUAAGUGUUGUCCCCUACAGUGUGUUUACUAUCUUUACCCUAAGUGUUGUCCCCUGCAGUGUGUUUACUAUGUUAACGCUAAGUGUUGUCCCCUACAGUGUGUUUACUAUGUUAACCCUAAGUGUUGUCCCCUGCGGUGUGUUUACCCUAAGUUUUGUCCCCUGCAGUGUGUUUCCCCUAAGUGUUGUCCCCUACAGUGUGUUAACCCUAAGUGUUGUCCCCUACAGUGUGUUUACUAUACCUUGCGUGUUC